Molecule: messenger RNA, 6218 nt
Organism: Pecten maximus
Lineage: Eukaryota; Metazoa; Mollusca; Bivalvia; Pectinida; Pectinidae
Product: serine/threonine-protein phosphatase 2A 56 kDa regulatory subunit delta isoform-like
Exons: 19
Coding region: 83-1948 (621 amino acids)
Biological process (GO): signal transduction; protein dephosphorylation
Cellular component (GO): protein phosphatase type 2A complex; cytosol; nucleus
Molecular function (GO): protein phosphatase activator activity
Source: RefSeq, a predicted model, not a curated record
AAUAGCUUGUUUGGUGUUGAAGCGAUCUGUACAUUGUUGGAAGGGAAAACGUUCUUCCUGGGGGGAAAUUUUCCUUUUCGACAUGCCAAAUAAACCAAAGAAAGAGAAGACAGUUACAAAAACAACUGGUGGAACGAAAGCAAACGUAAAAGAAAGUACCGAAAAUGCAGAAAAUGAGGCAAAGAAAAAGGCGACGAAUCAAAAUGCCGAACAGCAUCCACCUCCAGCACAGAUUUCCAAAAUGAAAUUUUCAGGCCCCCCUCACGUCAAGAAAGACAAAAGACAAAAUUCAUCAAGAUUCAACGUGUCUAAAAACAGGGAACUUGUGAAGCUACCACUUUUAAAAGAUGCAACGCCGGCAGAGCGAGAGGAUCUGUUUAUUCAGAAGAUUCGACAGUGUUGUGUGCUGUUUGACUUUGUACAAGAUCCUCUAAGUGACCUCAAAUGGAAGGAGGUGAAGAGGGCAGCCCUGAACGAGAUGGUUGAGUUUGUCACCCAGAACAGGGGUGUCAUCACGGAGGCCAUCUACCCAGAAGCUAUAGUAAUGUUUUCAGUCAAUUUCUUCAGGACAUUACCCCCUUCAUCGAAUCCCAACGGAGCUGAGUUUGACCCUGAGGAGGAUGAGCCAACGUUGGAGGCAUCAUGGCCACACCUACAGUUGGUUUAUGAAUUUUUUCUACGGUUUUUGGAGUCACCAGACUUUCAACCAAAUACAGCCAAGCGUUAUAUAGACCAGAAAUUUGUAUUACAACAAUUAGAAUUAUUUGACAGUGAAGACCCUAGGGAAAGAGAUUUCUUGAAAACAAUAUUACACAGAAUAUAUGGCAAAUUUCUGGGACUUCGAGCAUACAUCAGGAAACAAAUCAACAAUAUAUUUUAUAGUUUUAUUUAUGAAACAGAACAUCAUAAUGGUAUAGCAGAAUUACUAGAAAUAUUGGGAAGUAUUAUAAAUGGUUUUGCGUUACCACUGAAGGAGGAGCACAAAGUUUUCCUUCUAAAGGUGUUGUUACCCCUCCACAAGGUGAAGUCUUUGAGCGUGUACCACCCACAGCUGGCCUACUGUGUGGUACAGUUCCUUGAAAAGGACCCCAGCCUAACAGAACCUGUCAUAAUGGGAUUAUUGAAAUUUUGGCCAAAGGUCCAUAGUCCAAAAGAGGUGAUGUUUUUGAAUGAAUUGGAAGAGAUUUUAGAUGUGAUAGAACCCGCUGAGUUCACCAAGGUGAUGAACCCACUUUUCAAACAGCUAGCCAAAUGUGUGUCCAGUCCCCACUUCCAGGUGGCAGAGAGAGCUCUGUACUUUUGGAAUAAUGAGUACAUCUUGAGUUUGAUCACAGACAAUGCCUCUACCAUCCUGCCUAUCAUGUUCCCAGCUUUGUAUAGGAGCAAGGAGCACUGGAACAAGACGAUACAUGGGCUUAUAUACAAUGCUCUGAAGCUAUUCAUGGAGAUGAACCAGAAACUGUUUGAUGAUUGUACGCAACAGUACAAGGCAGAGAGACAAAAGGAAAAGGAAAAGAAUAAGCAUAGAGACGAUGCAUGGACAAAAGUGCACAACCUAGCGUUAGGAAAUCCUCAAUUCAGAGAGUAUGCAAUUUUUUUAACUAAUGGUGAGAAGCCGGGAAAUCCAGGGACGCCUAACAGUAUAGGGACCGAGGAGGAUGGGGAGGUUGUCGUCAACAUGGAAAAAUUACAAAGGGAGGCCAACGAGAUACAAGCAAGUAAUGCUAAAAAAAUUGGCAAGAAAACAGAGCUCAUGUUCCACGCUGAUGCUAAAGGAUUGGACAUGCUCACCUCUGACUUCGGAAAACUACAGAAGAAAAAAGCGAAAGAAAAACCACUGUUGCGUCGAAAGUCAGAAUUACCACAUGACAUGACUAUGAUAAAAGCUCUGGAUUCUCAUAAGCGGUCGGAUGAUUUCCUUUCUACCUCGUCAGAGGGAAACAACUGAUACGUUGGACACAAACCUGGCAGAAUGGACACCGUAGAGGAGGGCGACAUUUUUACUUGCUUUCACUGGACAAUCAUGCUAACAAACAUGGGGAUGUGGGGCCCUGGCCUGACCGCAAGGGAUACAGGGCUCCAACGAGGCCUGACCACUGGGACACUGAUGACCAGGAAGGUGACAUGUGAUGCGAGUUGGUACUCAGCUAAGUGUGGCUGUGUGCUGCAUCUGGUAGUGUGUAGAUAAUCAUUAUACAUAGAUAUGAAUAUUAUAUAAACAAAUCUUUAAUCUAUUCAUUUUAUUAUUGUACAUAGUGUAAGAUUUAUAAUUUUAAAUUUUGUUUGGUUGCAUGUACAGAACUGGUAUAAAAGCCUGGCUGUGGAAAUGGUGAAGGGGAAAUAUAUGUAUUUAAAUAAAAUAUACUUUAUAAUGUAAAAUACACGUUGAUAUGCUCAACUGACAGGUUUCAGUUCCAUAUCAGACAGAGUUGUUCCCUCUUCACUGCCGAACCAAUCAGGAUUUUAUACACUGUGUGCGUGUGUGUUUGUAUAUGUGUCUGAUGGUACGUUUUUAUAACAAUAUGGACCAAUGAAUUUUUUAUAGGAGAGCGACCACCUGAUAAGGAGAUAACAGGUCAGAUUGUCACAAAGGAAAUUAACAUUGUAAAGUAAACAAUAAUGAGUAAAAAUUAUUUUCUUUUGAAUAACUUGGCCUGAAAGUGGUGUAAUAGAAAUAUGUCUAUUUGGUUGUGAGAGCGAGCACGGAGAAUAGACAUGAACUAUUGGCCAACUUAAGGUCAUACACAACAUUUGUGUAAGUUGUGAAAGUGACGCAUGUUUAAGAAAUUGUUUUGUAACAUGUGUAACUUGCCAAAAUAAGGCUGUUUUGUUAUGUUUAAGGUAGAAAUAAACAUUAUUUUCGACCAUGCUCACUCUGAAUGAUAGGAGUCUGUACUUGGGAAAAGAUUGACUUUAAGAUUGGAAUAAGGAUGUGGCUUAAGGCUAGAGUGAACUUGCUAUAGAAGUGUUUGAAGGAUUUUUUAAUGAAAAAUUAUUUGGUUUUGUAGCAGAAUAGAUAUAGCUGAUCUGGAAGGCUAUUUAGGUAGCUAACGGCUAAUGUCUUGGUUGAUCCAGUGCCCAAGCAUGAUUUAUUCAUGGUGUAUAGCACAGCCUCUGGUUCGGUGUGAUGUUCAGGCAUGGUCUGUUGAAGCUGUCUUGACUGAAUGUACAAUCUCUGGUCUAUGACAUUGAGACACUGCACAUUUGAUGGCGUCUCACCUGGUUCUAUAUAGUAGCCAGACAACUCAGCCAUGUGCCAAGUUUUUUCUGGGGAAUGUAAUGUAUGUUAGCAUCUGUGAUUCUAUAUGGGAACAAUUUUUUUAGGCUAUCACUGGUCUUAAUAUCUUGUUAGUGUUAACUUUUUGAUUGACUAUCCAGUACCUAUUCUCUAUCAUGGUCUAAUUAUGUUUCCUAAGCUAAUCUUAUUGAAAAGUGUAUUGAAAUAUUUCCUGGUGUUAUGUUGAUCAUCACACACUAGGUGGGUUUAUGUUGAUGGUCUAAAUUGAAAUAGGACAUUUGUUUAAUAUAUGCGAAAUCCCUGACAAGUGUCUUGACAGUGUCCAACAUUCCCUUCACAGUUUGACCUUUUAUUGGAUGACUGGGCCCCGAGUUUGUAGAUCUAGAUCUCUGUGAACGAUCCCCUCCCCGGCUCCCAUUAGUAUCCAGGUGUAGGAUUUAGAUGGGAAAGCGUGACAGACUUCUCCACAAGUUUCCUCCCCUAACUGUUGUCCACUAUGCAAAUCUUGGGAGGUUUAAGCUGAGUGAAGCUGUCAGUACUGUAUUCCACCCAGGGUGAAAUGUUUGUGAGUUGGAGUGGUGGUGCGACUGUGUUAAGUUACUUAUUUCUGUAGCAGCUUUUCCCCUGGUACAGUUUUCUUAAGAAAUUUCACUUAUAGGUAGAAUCACAAUAAAAGUGCUCUAGUUGUACUGAUCAACACAUUCACUUAACAGUCGGGAAGGACGAUGUCCCAUAUUUUCAGAUAGUGCACCUACAUUUAGUUAACAUUACAUUUCAUACGGGACAAGUCCUACUGGACUUGUCACGCGAUACCUUACCAGUUCUAUUCUUUAUAAUGUACUUCAUUGGUGUGAACAAAUCAUCAGGUAUUUUUAUGUUCAAUUUUGUAUGGUAAUUGUAGAAGUCGAUCGGUAACAUAUCUGAUGUAUACUGUACAAUUUUUAUGUUGUCUGGGAUUACUUUCUCAUUUCUAAUCCUAUGGAUUAGCAUCAAGGCAGUUCAAAUGUUGUCAAACAUCAUUAUGAGUUCAACACUCUUGAAUCGUUACAUUAUACCCGGGAAUGGUUUGAUGUAAUUAUUAUUCAGUAAAAGAUGUGAUUAAUCGGUACAUAUUGUGAUUGUCGGACGUAAGCACUGAAAUACAAAGUGUAACAAGAUAGGUUUUAAUUAAUUCUGUUGUCAGAAAUAAAAUUAUGAUCUUGCAUGACAUUUCUGCUAAAGUUCUACUUGUGAUAAAGCAUUUAAUGAAAUACUCGCUGCUCAGAAUAGUAUUACAUAACCAAACAUUAUACUAGUGAUAAAGAAUGCAAAAGGUGGCCCUGUAAGGAUACAUAUUCUAUGGCCAGUUUGUCUAGUUAGUAAUGAUGAAAUGUAUACAGGAAUUAACAUUAGUCUGGUGGAGUUCAUCUUCAAAGUCCAAGGGUUCCAUUAACACAUUUCUUCCCUGCACCUGUGGAUUUGUCUCGGCAGAAUUUGAAGUCCCUGUACGUGCCACCUUGCCAAUAAUAAUACAUCAGUUGACUAGUCCUACAUAUCUGUGAUCAUGGGAGUAAUGCAUUGAUUUACAAUAAAAGUGAAGUACAUGUGAAUAUUUAACUGAUGGGCUUUCAUCUUGAUUUAGCUUUUUAUCUACAGAGCAUUAUGUACUGCUGUCAGUUCUUGGCCAGAAUUUGAUGUGGUGUACACGUACAAUAUACCAAUCAAAUAUCUGAUGAUGAGCCUUCAGUUUUGUCUUGAUGUUUUCCACAGGUGCAGAUAGGAUAUGCUAUUAUAUGUGGUCUCUUUGGAUUUUGUAAAUGGGUGAAUUUUAUAUAUAUUUAUUCAUUCCCAAGCACUCCUAGAUGUUUUCUAACAGUUUUUUUUAAGAAUGAGUUAUUUUCUUGAAAAGGCUUCAGAAUUUGAAUGCAUGUCACUAAGCUAUUUUAUGUAACUAUACAUGAACACAUUGCUUCAUGGUACAUCAUUCAUAGUAUUAAGUUUUGUCUAUUAGUUUAGUUACACUCUGCUUUUUGUAUUUAUUUAUUACUGAUAAGUAGAGGUACACAUUUACCAGUAGGGACCACAUAAUCAAAAGACUAAUGACUGUUUUGUUUGAUGAGAACAUUUCAUUAAAUGCCCUCUCUGGUAUGUACAGACGAGAUUCUUCUGAAGUGAUGCUUUCGUGUACCGAAUUGAUGUACAUAAUAUAUAUCUCAAUGCAAUUUGUAAAAAAAAACCUACAGUCAUGAUAAAAAAAGCAAUCUUUUGUACUGUAUGUAAUAAUUACAUGUACUUCAUUUUAGAUAUUCAUGCCUAAUAUAAUAAGAUGGUAAUCAUCAUUAUAAAUAGAUCAAAGUAACUAAACAAAAACAUGCAAAGAAAUAUCUAUUAUGCAGCUACGUUGCUUGCAGUUUGAAUUGCUACAUGUAUUUUGGUUAGUUGGUUGUAUUGAUCUCGUAGUUUUUGUUCUCUAGAAAAUGAGAAUAAGUUAAAGAAAAGAAUGUUUAUGAAAACAACAAAAAAACUCUAUUAAUGCAAAAACAUUAAAUGUAAUGAUACUUUUUGAUAUUGGUCGGCGUUUUAGUUUUCUUGUCCAUUUAAAAGUCGUCAGUUUGUGGAGCACAAAUGUAUUAUGAUCAAUGUAUUUCAUUUUAAGCUUGCAUUUUUUUUUUUAAAUGCAAUGAGCAUUUUAGUAGUGUUCGGUGAUAUGUUGAUGUGUCCUACUGUACACAUCUGACAAAGCGAGAUAAUGUAUGGAUGUAUUCAUAGACCUGUAUCAACUGUGAUUAUUUGUAGUAUCAUUUUUUAUCAGGAACAAAACUUAUUUUAUGGGUGAUGUAAGGAAACGAAUGCCUGUCUACCCUAGAUUUAAUCAGCAAUGACGUUAGUUAUUGCAGAAACUUGAUAAUGGUGGAUGUUAAUGUAAUGAACUGUUGUCAUUCUACAGAAACAAAAACACUUGUCUGUACAAUAAAAACAAGUAGUAACUUGUGAGAAUGGA